AUGCAAAUGGAACCAUGGCGGAAACGAGGGUUUGUCCCAGAUUCAGACGAGGACGAUGGCUUGGAUUCCACCCCCGACACAGACAAGUCGGCGGUGGAGGGCCUCGAUGAGGAACCCGAUCUUGAAUAUAUUACCCUUCCUCCGACGGAUCCAGACCUCCCUCAGCCUCUUCCAACUCAGUCUUCGGAAGCGAGGGAUGCCACGGCACCAUCUGAAGACGCACACAAUGUCGAAAUAUGGGAGGGAUCCCAAGAACUCGGAAAACAAAUAUCAUCACCUUCGAACAAUAUUACGUUGAGACAAGUGCCGGACUUUGACAAGACGAACGCAUGGAAGCAGACUCCCUCGGAAGAAGCGUUGACAAAUUCAAGGCGAAGAGCACGGACUUAUGGUAAAAGACAUUCGGCGGCACAGCCAACUGAGGACAAGACUCAUGACCUUCAAGUCAUUCUCCCGGACCUCGAUCACGACAUAUGGGAUAUACCUAGCUCGCCCGCUGCUCAGAGCAGAUUUCAUCACCAGGCCGAGAAGCAAAGAGCAAGCCUGAAUACCGCUCGAGUCGUGCCCAGCUCAGAACCCCGGGCUAUUGGAUCGUUCAAUUCACAAACCAGACAGCCGAGCUCACGCAGCUCUUCUCCGGACGAGCUAGCUUUUAUCAUACCGCCGUCAAGAGUGACCGCAACUCAGAUCCCUGCUGAGGAUGAGAAUACCAGACCGCGAAAGUCUCCAACGACUGCGUCAUUCUUGAACUCUCGGCCCCUGGGGAGCGAACCAAAUUUACAAGAUGCUGAGCCUCCCAGGCAAGAUUUCACUGAACAGUUUCCCCUUGUGCGAAGGGCUUUUCGGGAGCGCAAUGCCAUUCAAUUACAUCCUUACGCACUCGAAAUGGCAAAGUAUCAAAGACUGAUGCAGGAGCGUGGAAUCAGACCCGUUCGAACAGUCGCUGCAACUGAGAAAGGCUCACGUAACGAAGCAACAGAUGAAAGCCAGGAGCAGGAUGAUUUCAACCCAGCCAAUCUUUGUUCUAGUCCUCCCCCAGAGGAGUUCAUCCAGCCGAGAAAAACCUCACGGCGCGAUGAUACUGGACGAGCCCCGCAACAACAUCGAGCAAACGACCACAGAAAGCUUGCUAUCCAAAGGUCCAGCUCUCAAAAACGAAGGAAGACAACGCACUCGACGAGCAAUCAUGGGAUUGGUCAAACUCCGGGAAAUUCUGAUAGGCCAAAUCUUGUCGUUAGUGUUGACAGCACGCCUCGGGUACAAGAUCCACGGUCUCCUUUCGAUAACAGCCCGUCGCAGGCAAGAAAUCUCGUCUCUUCUCUUAGAACUCUCAAGAGCCUUGGUCAGCGCGAGCUCACUCCACCGACAACUAUGACAAUCAGUGUCGAUUCCGACUCUGGCGAGAUAGUAACACCGAUAGCUCGAGGGGAUCAGAGCAACGCCAAGAACACAUAUGAUAUAGUGUCACUGUUCGAUAACGAUGAUAUUUUUGACUCUGAUGAAAGUCAUCAGUCGUUUACGGAUCACGAGGAAGAGCCUGAGGAUCGACUGAUUCGUGACCUGCAAAAAAAGACUCGCGGUGUUUUACCUGCUUCUUGGGUUCGCUUGAACGCUGAACAGACCAGCGAUCGACAAGCCGCGCAAAGAGCUCGCCGUGAACUCGCGAUCUCCAGGACGGAAGGCAAAGGCGUAGCCAAGAAGAUCAGUCGAAAGCUUGGUUCAACCCCAGGCGCCCAAACUCAGUCGAGUCGUGCCUUUUUCGACCUUGGAGACGCCGAAGAGACCGAGAAUGAAAGCUCCGAUCACAAUCAAAGUGUGAGAAAUCCGGUGUCAAGAAAGAGCAAAAUCGACAGGCAAUUGGGGCAAAGGGUGCAACGAAACAAUUUUUCUCCUGUAGAGGGAGACGACAUGGAGGACAAUCGCAUUGAUUACAUGCUGGCGCCGAUGUCUCGCAGGGAGUCUGGCCCGGGGCCUGCUCGAGGAUUGAAGCGUGUCAAAUCAAAGGAAAGUGCGGAUCAAAAGGAACGUCGGCUGAAGAGAGCACGCCUUCAAAGACAAACAAGGCUUACUGAUUCUUCCUAUGGUGGACGACGCACAGAGAGAUCAUCUCCACGAGUGUCACGGCGACGAGGCAUCUUAGAUGCUCUUGACGUCGCUGAUCGGCCUCGCGCGGAACAGCCUCAAUUUUUGCGAGUAGCUGCUAGGCGCGCUCGAGCACGUCGAGAUCAGGGACGUCAAAGCCCUACCCAGAAGUUCGUGCAGCUGAGUUCAAGACAAGACACAAUUGACGCCAAUCAAUCAUUGCGUGACUGGAAGAGAGGGGCAAUACCACGAAGUAAGACAAGCAAAGUCAACUCAGAGUCUCGCAAGCCCCAGGGGGCCAAAGGUCUUCAGGGUGGUAGGCGCAACCUCGCUACUCCGGCUCAAGGUUGUCACAUCACGAAACACUUCAAGCGCGACACGCCUGAGCACGUUUCAAACACAGAUAUGCUGCCUUCGCCUAACGAACCCUCGGCACAUGCUCGUUCGAUCGCUACUGAGUCUGCUCCGCCUGCAGCUGAAAAUGUAAAUGGGGCUCCAUCAGCGCAAGCAGCCCGCGAGGGUCGCCAGUGGGUCGUUGAGAGGCGGAUGCCAAUUAUUUCAUUGAGACGAAGUGAUCCUCGACCGGCUCCCACAAGCCUCGCUGCGCCGAUCGAGGCAGCGCCGCCUUCAAAGCAAGCAUUCAGCCGCUCUCUACACCUGAUAAAUCGCAGUUUUCGAAGUGAGAAGGCAUCUCGACCCUUCAAGUCUAGCCUGACCCUGGACCGUUAUAUCACCGACAAAGGCAGCCCAGCUUCUGGAAAUCUCUCAGGGCGACUGCCGCUUGAGGUUGAUACAAACUCGAUUAAUGCAAAGCCUGCUCCAUUGCGUCGUGCGAUGAAAAAGCAAAAUCCAACUCGUCUUGACAUCGAAUCAGAUGAGUACUUACAGUCUGAGAAUGUGAUAACCGCACUCCCCGAUGACAUUGAUUCCGACUCGCCCACAAUCACUCAUGUUGCACCGACCUCAAAGGCAUCCUUUAAUGUUGCUGGAAUCUUCAACUGGCAACGACAAUAUCCCAUCGACUUCGACGUGCAACCUUUGCGGGAGGGAACAUUUUUUCACGAGUCUACAUUCAUCGGCAGUGGGGAGCUGACUCGUUCCUUUCAUGUUCUGAAACGGGACUUGGACACGACAGUGGGCUUUACGUCUAUCGUGGCUGAGAAUGAAACGUUUCACUGGGGACCGUGGAAUGAACUGACAUCCACACAAAUGGGGGUUAUCUUUGCAAAUAUCGCAGAGACUGUCCAAAGACACGCAUCGUCUGUUCUUUCGGAUGACAGAGGAUCAGGCUUGCUGAUGGCGGCUCAUGCCUAUCGAUCAAUCAUUGAUUAUGUGACCACUCAUCUAUCAUUCAUCGACCCAGUCGACCGCAUUGGCUUCACGUCGAGGGCAACUGCAUUAGUUUCUUCGUUACAGGACUCAGUAGCCGCUUCUAUCGCGGGACGGGUGAACACACAAUCUGGUCUGGUGAGAAUCGCGUGCUAUAACGCGGUCUUUGCGAAUCAAAUCCGCCAAAUGUCGAUCCAGCCCUCCAUUGUGAAUCAGAUGACACAUAGUGUUGGAACUGUUGAAAAUCUAAUAAAGUUGAGUAGCGCCGACAGUCUUGCGCUAGUCAUGUCUGAUUCAGGGAUGGUCGAUAUCCGACGGUUUGUGGAGGAGCAUAACACGUCUGCGCAGCGAGAGACUGGCUUGCGCGACCAGUAUCCUGCGGUGGAAGCAUUCGUCAUCCUCAAAAUGUUGUUUCGCAACUCGGACGCUCUCGGUGAAGCGUAUCACGACCUUCAAAACGAUGCAUUGAUCAAAUAUGUCGUCCAUAACGACAAGAACAUUGCACAUCUUGAGGCUGGCUGGCGUCGCCUUUUCUCACUGCUUCCAUUCAAUGAUUUUGACGAUCAUGGGAUAGUUCGUCGUAAAACCCGUUCCCAAUUUGCGCACGACAACUGGAUGCUCGUCAAAAGGCUCGUGUCACCGGUGCUAGCAAGCUACGGGACUUGCUCUGCAGUGCAGCCCAUUUCCUUCAAUCUCUACUGUCGCGCAAUAUUCCAGAGAUGUCAUCGUCUGAUCAAUCGCUGGGCCUGGAGAGAGUGCCGGCCGGUCUUGGAUACUUUGUAUGACUUCUUCGCUCAGAACAAACUCUACAAUCUGAAGCUCGAAGAAAGCCGCGGAUCUCCUUCAUUCCUUGAUCAACUUGAUCAGAGCCCCUCCCUUGAACCACUGCCUGGUGAACCCUGCUUUCACACUCUCCUCAAAAUCAUUGCUAGCGGUCUUCGGUUCCUAGCCGAGAGAUACGAUCCGAAAAAGGUUCGCAAUUUCGCGUGGCGGCUGCUGCCAAACCAUGGUCGUGUGUUUCCAAAAGAGAAGCAGCUGUUACGUGAAGAUCUUGACGCCCUGAGAAACCACCAUGACCUUCUCUGUACCCUGUACUGGGUGAUUCCAGCCGGUCUGCGUUUCAGGAUUGAGAUCAUUAAAGAUAUUGUUCACCCAGCCAGCUCACACAACGAGACUUGUACUAUCAAUUUACGAGCAUGGGCAAGACUUGUCCGGUUCAAAUUGUCCACGAACGAAAAUUUGGCUGAGUUGGAGCCAUUCGCCACCUGGCACGCGUUCUUCCUCAGUGAGCUUCGACAACAACAUUCCUUGGCAAGGAAAGAGGGAGAGUCCUUGGGCAAAACUGGCGAGCACGUCUCGCGGCAACUCAUUGAAGCUAAUAUUGCGAACAACCAGCGGCCGAUCGAGAAUCUGCUUUCUGUUGCAUUAAAUGGCAUGCAAAGUGCUAUGGAACGAGCACAUUCUCUUGAGCAAGCCUUGCGGCUCAUCGCGAAAACGCCUUUUGACUCGCUUUUGGGACUUUUCAACCCUAAGCAAGCGCGAGUUAACGCCGUCGUUUCUGAUGCGCUGAAGGUGAUUGUCGCGUAUAUCAACAAAGACGCUGCUGUAAGUGCUGGCGUUCAAAUGCCAAAAUCGGCACCUGUAGUCGCACCUCAGCCAGAAGAUGACAGUCAAGAAUUUGAGGAUGUUGACUGGGAUGAAAGUCUUGACGAUGCAGUCACGGCGCCCAAUCAAACGAGUGAAGGUGUUGAUCAUGUUCAGAAUGUUCUUCAUUCGGCAGUCUUCAGGCUACUUUCGAACUGCUUUGGUGAAGAUCAAUGCCCUGAGGACUCGAUUCUGACGGACAUCGUAGAUUGUUGGACGUCGGUUGCGCAAAUCAUGGUCUUCCACCAACUGAGACAAUGGGACAAUUAUUUGGACCCAGUCAGCGUCGAAUCAUGGGCGAGUCUUCGAGACACAAUUCAGACAAGGAAAUUCACGCCGCGUUUUCUGGCCGCAUGUAUCGAGAAAGACAAGCGCAUUCUCAAGGAUAGCCGGGUACUCGUGACGAGUGCGUGGAUUGCCUCACUGGUGGAGCGGACCUCGAUGUUGAAGUUCCAACACCGUCUUACCGAGGCGAUUUUGAACUGCAAGGUUGACGAUCCGUUGCUGCAAAAUCUGCCGUUUGCUGUUGAGAAGAAGAGCAAUCGUUAUACGAUCAGUCUGGAAGAUAUGAGUCAGCGGCGAGUGUCCUUGCUGUCGAGCUUGUUGUCAAACAUGCGUGGACAUAUCUUAAGGCUCGAAGUGGUCGCCAGCCCUGAUAUGAACGUUGUCCGGCACGAUUACUCGGAAAUACUGAGGAGAUUGAUGAUGGCAAUGCGAAGUAACUAUCAAGAGCUCGGAAGCGGUCCAGACGGAAAUGCACAUGGUGCCUAUGUCGAAUUUGUCCACCGCAUCAUCACGUACUUGCAAGAGCUCACCAGCGACAUUCGCCCCGUCGAUCCAUUCUUCACCGAUCCAGCUGUGUUUCCAUUGCCCUCCUCUGAUCCACGCUACGUUGUUGCAAAGCUGAAACGCUAUGAGCCAAAAUUGUCGUCCAGCAAGGAACUUCAAACUCUGGCAGUGUUCAUACAAAGCAUCGUAGAGAGAGCAACUAUGGACGGUCAGCAAGACCAACUCGUCGGUCAGCUCCAUUCAGCUAUGAGAGAAAGCUAUGAAUCGGGCACGAAUACGAAUCCCACUCUGCGUGCUGUCCUUCUGCAAUGUGUGUUCCCAGCUUACAUUGAGCUCAUGUUCAGCACCACAACUGCCUGGUUGCUCAGCAUGCCUUUGCUCAAGAGCGUCUCGCUCGUGUUCGACGAUUUGCUCUUCAGUAUGGACACAACGGACUCGCUGUGCGUCUCGUCAAUACUGUGCAUCUUCAAUUCCGUGUUUCACUCAGUUUCACAGGCGCUCGGUCCUUUCACGAGCCGGCCAAGCAAACUUCAAGAACCCACGACCAUAAUCAUGCUCACUGUCUUAGUUGACAUGAUCUCUUCCUCCCUUUCUGUGAUCGACUACGUCGACCGCGUAACGGAUGCAGCAGACAGUAUUCUAUCAUACAUCGACUGGUUCCGGGACUUCUUCGUCGCUGUUUCCGCAUUGCAGGCCGAACGGAGUUUGGAUGCUGCGGUCAGUGGAUUCAGUAUCUUGCCUAUGGAGCCACCUCCCCACUUCUCGGCCAACGGUCUGUCUCCGCAACUAGCCACUGCCAGACGCUUUGCAUUUGAUGAUCAUCGCUUGUGUUUGGGAAAUUGGUCUCACCAUGAUGGCAAAUACUACUAUAACCGUUCGGGCCACGAUCCGAAGCUCGUGAAUUUAGAGCCCACCCUUAGGGCUUCGCUGGAAGAUGUGGGUGCAGUGAGACUUGAUUUACAAGAUGCAGUGUCUGACUUUGUGGCUCGAGUGAAGCAAUUCGACUUGCUGUCGAAGUGA
Messenger RNA from Penicillium diatomitis, 6864 nucleotides. RefSeq lists its product as uncharacterized. Gene Ontology annotation, cellular component: nucleus; Cul8-RING ubiquitin ligase complex. Lineage: Eukaryota; Fungi; Ascomycota; Eurotiomycetes; Eurotiales; Aspergillaceae. The record is from RefSeq and is a predicted model, not a curated record. Bases 1 to 6864 code for a protein of 2287 amino acids. Gene Ontology annotation, biological process: replication fork processing; double-strand break repair via homologous recombination. The transcript has 2 exons.